Messenger RNA from Phragmites australis (common reed), 3159 nucleotides. Its product is annotated as F-box protein At1g47056-like. The record is from RefSeq and is a predicted model, not a curated record. Gene Ontology annotation, biological process: SCF-dependent proteasomal ubiquitin-dependent protein catabolic process. The coding region runs from base 357 to 1910 and encodes 517 amino acids. Gene Ontology annotation, cellular component: SCF ubiquitin ligase complex. The transcript has a single exon. Lineage: Eukaryota; Viridiplantae; Streptophyta; Magnoliopsida; Poales; Poaceae. Gene Ontology annotation, molecular function: protein binding.
AUAUCAAUGCCAGGUAAGCGCAAUAACAAAUAUUCAGAACGUAGCUAAAUUAGAAACAAUUUCGCCUCCCCGCCGCACCACCUGAAAAACGCCAUUUUGUUACUUUCCCUACCUCCUCCCGUCCCAAACGAGUCUCCUCCCCUCGCAUACGAGUCCCGUCCCUUCCCCACCCCUUAGAUCGGCAGAUCCGCCCUAACCCAACCUCAGCGCGCGCCUCCCGGAUGGCCACCGUCUCCCCCGCCUGCCCCCGGCGCGCGCGGGUGCCGUAGCGGAUCGACCAGUCCCCCUCAUCCCUCUCCAAAUCCAGCACCCAAGCAGGCCCCUCCUCCCCGCCGCGCCACAGGUCGCUCUUCUCCAUGGCGCCGCCGCCGCAGCCGCCCGUGCCGAUGCAAGUUUCUGUGGGGAGCAGCGGUUCCUCCUCCUACGGCGCGCCGCCCGCGUGGGACUACACGCAGGACCUGCCCGAUGAGAUCCUCACGCUCGUCUUCGCGUCGCUGUCGCCCGCCGACCGCAACGCUUGCUCCCUCGCCUGCGCGCGCUGGAAGGAGGUCGACGCCGCCACGCGCCACCGCCUCUCCCUCGACGCGCGCGCCGCGCUGGGCAACGCCGCGCCCGCGCUUUUCGCGCGGUUCACGGGCGUCACCAAGCUCGCCCUCCGCUGCGCUCGGGGAUCCGGCACGGACAGCCUCGCCGACGACGGGGCCGCGGCGGUGGCCGCCGCGCUGCCAUCCGAGCGCCUCGCCAGGCUCAAGCUCCGCGGCCUGAGGCACCUCUCCGACGCCGGGCUGGCCUCGCUCGCCGCCGCCGCACCGGCGCUCCGCAAGCUCUCUGUUGCAUCCUGCACCUUCGGACCUAAGGCCUUCGUCGCCGUGCUCCAGUCGUGCCCACUCCUCGAGGACCUCUCAGUUAAGCGCCUCCGCGGCCUCCCAGACACGGCCGGUGCCGCUACUGCCAUCACUGAGGACAUCGUGUUCCCACCGGCUUCAUCUCUGCGUUCGGUUUGCCUGAAGGAUCUAUAUAGCGCCCUGUGCUUUGUGCCGCUUGUGGCGUCCUCACCGAACCUUCGCUCGCUCAAGAUACUGCGGUGCUCGGGCGCCUGGGACCUGCCAUUGGAGGUCAUCACUGUGCGUGCUCCUGGCCUUGUUGAGCUCCACCUUGAGAAGCUCCAGGUCGGUGACCGGGGCCUUGCUGCCCUCUCGGCCUGCAGGAAUCUGGAGGUGCUGUUCCUUGUCAAGACCCCUGAGUGCAAUGACAAGGGCAUCAUCAGUGUUGCAGAGAAGUGCCACAAACUGCGCAAACUGCAUAUUGAUGGCUGGCGCACGAACCGAAUUGGGGAUUUUGGGCUCAUGGCCGUGGCACGAGGAUGUCCGGAGCUGCAGGAGCUUGUCUUGAUCGGGGUCAACCCAACCGUGCUGAGCCUCCGGAUGCUUGGUGAGCACUGUCGCACGCUGGAGCGGCUCGCUCUUUGUGGGUGCGAAACUGUGGGGGAUGCUGAGAUCAUUUGCUUGGCUGAGCGCUGUGCUGCACUCAAGAAGCUUUGCAUCAAGGGAUGCCCUGUGUCAGAUCGUGGGAUGGAAGCACUGAAUGGGGGCUGCCCCAGUUUGGUCAAGGUGAAGCUGAAGAGAUGCCGCGGAGUGUCAUACGAGUGUGUUGAGAAUCUGAAGGUGACCAGGGGGGAAUCAUUUUCGAUCAGCUUGGAUAUUGUGUUGGAGCAUGAUGCUGGAAGUGCGAGUGAGAAUGGUGCACAGGAGACUGGACAAGGACAGAUUGUGGAGCUGACCGGUCAGAUGGAAGGCAUGGACCUUCCAACCAAUGCUGCUGGCACGCAAUCGUCGGCUCAUACAAUUAAUAGGAUGAGGAGCGUCAUGUCAGCAAUCCGGCGGAGGUUUGGAAAUCUCCCACCACUGUGAUGUGUGGUGGCAAAUGAUGAACUGUUUUACUGCUUUCUGUUUCUAAUCACAUACUUGUGUUUCCUAAGUUGAAUGCAUUCCCUACCCAGUCCAUGCGAGAUACCCGUUUAUGGAUGUUUCUGCAUGUUUUAUUGUGUUGGAUUGCGUCACCGGUAGUGUUUUCAAGCUCUUAACUUAAAUCUGCUCCAGUGUUGCUCCAUUGAUGGUAAACAUGCUUCCAUCCAUAUCUGGAUCAAUCAUUUUAUUUGUUUUCUUUUGCUGCUUGAGGUUGAGAAAUCAGGAGCUAGGAUCCCCAUAUCUCUACAACAGUACUAAAAAUCGUUACCGUUAUUAUUGAACAUAUUGGUAUGCUUAGCUGUAGAUGGCAGACUGCACCAUUAGAAUAUAUGCACACUGGUAAUAGUAUAUUGUUUGUUUCGGUGUUAGGUUUGAAGAAAGAAACGUGCAUGCUUCAAUCUUCUCUUCUCUUUGUCUAUGAAAAGGCAUUCUUAUUCAGUUUGUCUAGUUUGGUGUCCCACAAUACGCUAACAAAACGAUGUACUGUAAACAAAUCAAUAAUGCAUAUGUUAGAGCUAAUCGCUGCUUUCUGCUGUUAAUCUUGGAUAGCAAUGUGCUGGUUAUUGCUUGGAAGCAUGAUUACUAGUGGUGGUUGUUAUGUUGAUAGUGAAGGACAUCAUAAUAAAUAAGUCAUUUGCGUGUAUGUGUGGUUUUCUACAUUUUUUAUGCCUUGUAUGAUACAACACUAGAAUAUGAAUUUAAUGAGUUAAUUCGGAACUAAGUCACCUCAAGGAACUAAUAGUAUCGUCUCUAAAACCGGAGCAAAGUUAGGGGGAGUGAGCAUUAAUCCUUUAUGAUAUUUUUUCUUUCUAAAAUGCUACUAGUAAAUCUGUGGUCAUAGUUUUUUGCAAUGUUAAGUUUGUAUCAUGAUCCUUUGCUUAGUUGCUUAUGGCUGCCAUCCUAAAAAUGCUGUUGUGGAUUAAUUGUGUCUCAAGUAGUUUCGGGUUUCCAUAGAAUUGUAUCAAAUCUUGGUUAUUUGAACAAAAAUACCAUAAAAUUUGCGAAUGGACUGAAAGCACAAGUUUGUGCUAGAAGUGUUAGAUAUAGAUAUAUAGCCUUUGUGUAAUAUCCCCGUGGUAUAAAUGGUUCCAUGCAUAUUGCCACCUGUACGUGUAUAUAUAUUGGCCUAUGAUUUCUAAGAAUACAAGUUGCUAUUCCUAACAAAAAGUAAGUGAAUGGAAGUUCAUAAGAA